AUGUAUGUGCUAUCAACCGAUGCUGACGAUAUGCCAACCAUUGACGACAACAAACUGUUGAUAUUUGCGUACAUAUUUCUCAAUAUACCCACACAUAUACACCCACGCACCCAGUCAUUCACACACGUAAACAAACGUGCACAUACACCACCACACAGAGAUACAGACGAAGAACAUGAAGAUGCAAGCCUAAAAGACUCCGCACACACACACACACACACACACACACAAACACACACUCACUCACACACACAAUCAAACUAA
Molecule: messenger RNA, 264 nt
Organism: Enterobius vermicularis (human pinworm)
Lineage: Eukaryota; Metazoa; Nematoda; Chromadorea; Rhabditida; Oxyuridae
Source: the annotation of a GenBank genome assembly